Labrus mixtus (cuckoo wrasse) is the source of this 4138-nucleotide messenger RNA. Its product is annotated as dyslexia-associated protein KIAA0319 homolog. Bases 231 to 2531 code for a protein of 766 amino acids. Lineage: Eukaryota; Metazoa; Chordata; Actinopteri; Labriformes; Labridae. Gene Ontology annotation, cellular component: plasma membrane; cytoplasmic vesicle. The transcript is spliced from 16 exons. The record is from RefSeq and is a predicted model, not a curated record.
UUUGAAGGUAAUGACCGGAUAUAGUUUCGCGCUGACUCGACACCUUUCGGGAUAUUUCGGCCGCAGUUUCAGCACCAGCGUGAAGCCGAUGAAACCCCACCCAGUGAGAGUCCAGUAUGGGGACAUGUAAGGCUGACUGGGUCCGCUGAGGAGGAUCACCUGUGAGGAGCUACUGGGAGAACUGGGAGAACUGGGAGCUAACGGAGCGCAACCAGAUCUCAGUCUGAGUGAUGAUGUGGCAGAAAACAUUUCUGCUGCUGCUUCACAGCGUGGAAGCUGUAGUGGCGUCCCAGUGCUGGCAGGGGGAGAACUGCUCGCCCAGAGAGCGACCCGGUUCCGACUCCGUCCUCGCCUUCCUGCGCAGAGCGUCUCCGCAGACGCUGGUGCUGCAGUCUCUGCUGAGAGGAAAGCCUUACGGAGUUCGCUGGAGGCCACCGACACGGUCCUCUGAGGCGCCAGGAGACAUAGAGGCCCUGAAGGAUCUUGCUUUGUUUGGCGGGGCCCGCCAGGAUUUCUCCAACCCCGGGGUUCUGGAUUAUGAGUAUCCAGAGGGGAGCCAGGAGGAGAGGGGGGCGCCCGGCUCAGAGGUGGAGAUGAGGACAGAGGAGACGUCCUUGAAGGGACAAGAAAGGUUAAACCAAUCAGAGGACGACCCAGAGGGGGGGCUGAUGGAGAGCAGUACGGCCCAGAAUAGAGCCUCCUCUGGGGGGGACAUGAGUCAGGGAGAGGAAGGCAGAACCAGGGGACCGACUGAUUCAGCCGCAGCAGAGAAAAGAGUGAAUACCCAAAGCAGCACUGACUCAUCAGCACUGUUUCAGAAACCAACAGCUGACUCCACCCAACAUGACCAUAUAAGGACUUCCCUCCCCACAGCUGGCUCACCUCAUCGACCAAUCAGCACGUCUGCACAGCCAGAUGAGCCCCUGACAGUGUCCCUUGGGAACCCUGUAGAGCGGAUGUUGCUGCCCACAGUAAAACUUGACGCUUCUCCCAAACCCACAACUGACGUGUUGAAGUUGUUCCAGUCAGCAGCUCGAGCUCCAACAACCUCCACCCGACCCUCAGCUACAGCCGUGACCUCUGACCCCGCCACCACCUCACCCCCCAGCACCAACCCUCCAUCUACCAGCUCUUCUGCUACUACAGCUGCAGCGUCCGUGUCAGCAGUCGGGGGAUCAAACUGCGGUCCGGUGGCCGUGGUCGGUCCUGACAGGAAGCUGUCUCUCCCCGUGAGCAGCUUGACGCUCGACGGCAGCAGAAGCACCGACGACCGCGGCGUCGUCAGCUACCGCUGGGACGCUGUGAGUGGUCCUCCAGGGUUAAAGCUGGAGGGAGGAGACCAGGCAGUUGCCACGGUUACAGGCCUCCGGAUGGGACGCUACACCUUCAGGCUGACGGUCUCUGACCAGGAGGGGGCGACAGACAGCGCUUCACUGACUGUCAGAGUGCAGGAAGCCAGAAGCCUUCCUCCGGUCGCUCACGCCAGUGGCAGCCACACGCUCACGCUGCCAAACAACUCCCUGAUCCUCCGAGGAUCCGUAACCGACGGAGACCAGAGCGAGGUCCACUUCCUGUGGGUCAGAGACAGUCAGAGUCCUGCUGCCGGGAACGUGCUGUACGUCUCUGAGACUCAGGCUUCGCUCUACCUGGCCAACCUGGUGGAAGGAACCUACCUGUUCCAGCUGAGGGUGACCGACGCUCAGGGACGAUCCUGCGCCGCCAUGGCGACCGUAGAGGUCCGACCAGUUUGUCCCUCCUGUGUCUCCGUAGAGCCGGGGGGCGGGGAGGAGGUGGAGCUGGAGAUGAUGGUGUCGGUGUCUCAGGUGAGCGUGUCUCAGAGGGACACGGUGGUCCGACAGCUCGCCGCUCUGCUGCACGUCCUCGACGGAGACAUUCAGGUCCGAGCGCUGCAGGGACACUCACACCUCAGCACAGUGUUGCGGUUCUCAGUGCGGGGCCCCUCGGGACCGCUCUCUGGCGCCAGGAUUGUGAGCGUGCUGAGAAACCAGCUGCUGAGAGAGAAGAGCGACUACCUGCUGUUCAGAGUGCUGAGAGUCGACACCGUGUUGUGCCUGCUUCACUGCUCGGGGCGUGGCCAGUGCGAUCCAAUCACAAAAGAGUGCUUGUGCGACCCUUUCUGGACGGAGAACCUGAUUCGUCGAUACCUCGGCGAUGGAGAGAGCAACUGUGAGUGGAGGGUUCUGUACGUGGUCCUCACCAGCUUCCUGCUCAUGGUCUUCAUCCUGUCCGUCAGCUGGACCUUCAUCUGCUGCUUCAAGAGGAGGAGGCAGACCAAAGUGAGGAGGAAAACCAAAUACACCAUCCUGGACAACAUGGACGAGCAGGAGAGGGUGGAGCUCCGACCCAAAUUCAGUAUCAAACAUCGCAGCACCGAGCACAACUCCAGCCUGAUGAUGUCCGAGUCGGAGCUCGACAGCGACCAGGACACCAUCUUCAGCCGGGACCGACUCGUCCGCAGCAGGAACCGGCUCAGCGCUCAGGGCGCACGCAACGGAAACGCCUUCGGCUGACGGGGACGGGCGACUUCACGGGGAGAGAAAAGACAGAAAAGAUCUCAUCUCGGUUGGUUUUGCACUCUGGGCGGCCCCGUGUGGCAUUUAGAGAUUUUUACUCCUAACACUAUGAAGGACUUCAUUACCCAGAAAUCCUUGCCUGUGAGGUCAAGCUCCUUCAAAAGGACGUGAGGAGUCACUGCCUUGAGGACAAUCCUGUGUAUCCGGGCUGGAUUAUGUGUGAUUUAACGUUAACGUGUGUGGGGGGAAAUUCAAAUAUUUUAUUUUGGACAAACUCCUCGAACUGAUAUUUCUCUUUAAGACCUGAAAUGAAGAAUCUAAAGGAGGAGCAGACAUUCAGCAGAAUAAGACAGUUGCUUCUGUGAGUCCAGCACACAGAGAGAGGCGUCAGGGUCUGUCAGCCUAGCUUAGCUCCAACACUGGAAACAGGGGGGAAACUGCUAGCUUAGCUUAGCAUAAACAAAUCCUCUUUCAACAAUUUUUAGCUCCGUCUGAAUUACGUGCAUCAUAUCAUCUUCUAAUUCAGCGAGGAGGUUCCUGGUUUGAAUCCCCAUCUGACGGGAGCCUCUCUGUGAGGAGGUUCCUGGUUUGAAUCCCCAUCUGACGGGAGUCUCUCUGUGUGGCGGUUCCUGGUUUGAAUCCCCGUCUGACGGGAGUCUCUCUGUGUGGAGGUUCCUGGUUUGAAUCCCCGUCUGACGGGAGUCUCUCUGUGAGGAGGUUCCUGGUUUGAAUCCCCGUCUGUCAGGAGCCUCUCGGUGAGGAGGUUCCUGGUUUGAAUCCCCGUCCUUCAGGAGUCUCUCUGUGAGGAGGUUCCUGGUUUGAAUCCCCGUCUGACGGGAGGCUCUCUGUGAGGAGGUUCCUGGUUUGAAUCCCCGUCUGACAGGAGUCUCUCUGUGGAGGUUCCUGGUUUGAAUCCCCGUCCUUCAGGAGUCUCUCUGUGUGGCGGUUCCUGGUUUGAAUCCACGUCUGUCGGGAGUCUCUCUGUGUGGAGGUUCCUGGUUUGAAUCCCCAUCCUUCAGGAGUCUCUCUGUGUGGCGGUUCCUGGUUUGAAUCCCCGUCUGUCGGGAGUCUCUCUGUGUGGAGGUUCCUGGUUUGAAUCCCCGUCCUUCAGGAGUCUCUCUGUGUGGAGGUUCCUGGUUUGAAUCCCCGUCUGUCGGGAGUCUCGCUGUGUGGAGGUUCCUGGUUUGAAUCCCCGUCUGUCAGGAGUCUCUCUGUGUGGAGGUUCCUGGUUUGAAUCCCCGUCCUUCAGGAGUCUCUCUGUGUGGAGUCUGCAUGUUCUCCAUGUGUGGGUUCUCUCCUGGUUCUCCGUCUUCCACCCACAGUUCAAACACAUGCUCGUUAGGUUAACUGCUGACCCUAAAUUGUCUGUAGGUGUGAAUGUGAGUGUGUCUGGUUGUCUGUCUCUACAUGUCAGCUCUGUGAUUGGCUGGUGAACAGUCCAGGGUGUAACCCCGCCUCUCACCCAAUGACAGCUGGGAUCAGCUCCAGCCCCCCCUGCGACCCUGAACCGGACAAGCGGUAAAGAUAAUAGAUGAGCAACAACUCCUCAUUUGAAUAUCACACAAUCUUGGUUACUGCUCCUAUUAAAAUGUACAUUGCUAUCA